Sinocyclocheilus anshuiensis is the source of this 4947-nucleotide messenger RNA. RefSeq names its product vir like m6A methyltransferase associated (gene virma). Gene Ontology annotation, cellular component: RNA N6-methyladenosine methyltransferase complex. Gene Ontology annotation, molecular function: RNA binding. Lineage: Eukaryota; Metazoa; Chordata; Actinopteri; Cypriniformes; Cyprinidae. Bases 54 to 4817 code for a protein of 1587 amino acids. The transcript has 20 exons. Gene Ontology annotation, biological process: mRNA modification. The record is from RefSeq and is a predicted model, not a curated record.
CUUCAACUCCGGAAGUGUUUCCUUUACCGGAAGUCCUAAUGUGACCAAGAAAGAUGGCGGGGGAUUCUGCAAUGGAGCUGCUCUUUUUAGAUACGUUCAAGCAUCAAAGUGCGGAGUUGACAAAUGUGGACGUUGUGCGGUUUCCUUACGGUGUCUUGAUCACAGAAGUGCGAGUCAUUCCCCCUGGCAUCAAAGCACACAGCAACCUUCCUGACAGCAGAGCGUUUGGGGAAACAGCCCCUCAUGCAUUCCAGUUGGACCUGUUCUUCAACAAUGUGUCCAAACCCAACGCCCCGGUGUUUGACAGGCUGGGCAGCCUCGAGUACGAUGAGAACAAAUCAAUCAUCUUCAGGCCUAAUGGGAAGAUAAACACAGAUGGGUUAGUCCUGCGUGGAUGGUACACAUGCCUGACGUUGGCAGUGUAUGGCACAGCCGAGCGCCCCCACAGCCAUGAGCGGGACUCUCCGCCACCUCCUCCACCCCCUCUGCCCCAACAGCAGCAGCUGGGAUCCAAGCGGAUCAUUAAAACUGAGUGGGAGAAUGAAGAACAGUUUAACGGCAGCCCACCCAGACCACAACCUAGAGGGCCACGGACCCCACCUGGACCACCACCUCCAGACGAUGAUGACGAGGAGGCACUACCUGUACCUGGUCAAUGUCCAGUAAAGGUGGAGAACACAGAACAGGGUGAUGAUUACCUGGAGCCUGUCUCACCUGAGCGAGGGUCUCUUCCUGCAGAUGAGAAUUACUCGGACGCAGAGCAGGAGGAUGAUGAGGGUCCGGCUGAUGAUGAGGAGGAUGAGGAUGUGCACUCUGAGGGAAGUGAGGGGGAUGAAGAUGAAGAGGAAGUGGGUGAGGAGGUCACCGAUGAAGAGGGAGAAGGUGAUGAUGGAUAUGAGCAGAUAUCCAGUGAUGAGGAGGAUUUGGAGAGUGGGGCUUUCAAGCUGCCUGCCUUUGACCUGGACUAUACACCUGAGGACCUUGCAUCACUACCAACCGUUCAGUAUGAUCCAUACGAGCGUGAACUCCGACCCCUCCAGCACUUCACACCGCCGCACAUUACACGCUAUGAGGCAGAGCUAAAACGCCUCAAGACGGUAGACAUCCAGGACUCAAGCUCCUUGUGGGCGGAGUCUGCAGCGAAACUCUCAGAACUGUUGGAGGCCUGGGGUGAGGGACAGAGGACAGAGCGAGGGGCAGGCUGGGUAACUGCCUUAGAGGAGAUCCCUGCCUUUUUGCUAAAAGGGAUGAGCUUCCUGUCUAUUAAGGACCCUGAUGGGCUGAGUGAGAAGUUGAAGCAGUUGGUCGACUGGAGCUGUGAAGCUCUUAAUUUGGACUUUGCCCUGGCACAGCCCAUAGCGCUGAACUUACGCCAGCUCAAAGCAGGAACCAAACUGGCCUCUGCCUUGGCCGACUGUGGUGCCCAGGCUGUGCAGAAUCUGCUGGAGAAAGGGAUUGUUGGCAGCCUCCUAGGCUUGCUGUUUGCAGAACACGUUUCAUCCACUCUGAAACUCAACGUGCUGCGUUCCCUCGACAGCAUCAUCAGUGAGCCACAGGGUAUCGAGGCCCUGCUCAGAGACCGUCACCAUGACAAUGAUGGAACGAGUGGGUACCAGCGUCUGCUGGAUCUGUUUCUAUUGGACCAGACCGUGCGUGUCGCAACGGCUGGCACAGCCAUUUUACAAAAGGGACAUUUUUAUGAGGUUUUGACUGACCUGCAGAGGACAGCCAGCAUUUGGGCUGAACGCCAUCCCACAGUAGGGGAGGUGGGUGAGCGAGAGGGUAGCGAGAGUGAGAGAGAAGCCGGAGAGAGAGACAGAGAAAGCACUGAGAGGGAAGGAGAUGAGAGGGAGAGGGAAACCCAGGAGGUAGAGCGGGAAAGCCCAAUGGACAUUGAUACCUUGCUGGAAUCUGCCUCUUUGUCAGAAGGUGACCUGGAAAGCCUGCAAGGUCUUCUGGAAGAACUGCUCCACCUGCUGGAGACAGCACCUCACUGUAUGGUACAGCCUCCUGGGAAAGCUUUUCCCACCAGUGCCCGAAUCACUGGGCCACCAGAGCGUGAUGAUCCCUAUCCAACACUGUACAGAUACAUGCAUGCUUGUCACCUUCUGGAAUCCCUGGCAGUUGUUCUGUCGUAUCCGGCUACAUUUGCCCACAUCGGAGUCCUGCAGUCUGUCAGAGAACUGAUGCGUUUCCUAUCACAGUCCCAGCAGGGCCUCCUCUUCCUCCUUAGCAAACACGAAACCACCAAUUUGCUGCUUCGUCUCCUCACACCCCUUACUCACCUGACCCCACCCUCUCACUUGACUCCGCUGACGCCCCUUUCAGAGGGUGAGGGUGAAGAUGCUCCUGCGGGUGGAGAGGGUUCGAUGGAUGAUGGUUUUUGGGUGUGGCUUAUGCAGACUCUACAUGCACUACAGGGUGUUGCUGAGCUGAAUGGUGCAGAGCUUGAAGAUGGCGAUAAUCCAAGUGUUCUGGCAACACUUCACUGCCUGUAUCUCAUUAGCUUUAGCAGCACAGGCCGAAAUGCUGUCGCGCAUGCUUUUAGCUUGGAUAACAACCUCAGCUCUCUGGUCAACCUGGUGGAGUUCCAUGCCAAAGAGGGCCAAGGGGAAGGAAAAGCAAGGAAGUCCGUAACAUAUAACUAUGCCUGUAUGCUUGUACUGCUGGUGAUUCAGACAUCAGGCGAUCUCCGGAUGAUAGAGCACUAUGCCGCUCCACUACUUAAUGUUUCCAAAGCUGAUGAAAACAAUGCUAAGCUUCAAGAGCUGUCUAAGUGGUUGGAGCCACUUGAAAAAUUACACUUUGAUAUUAGUGGCAUUCCUACGCUUAUUGACUACAUAAAGCAGAAUCUGGAGAACUUGAUGACAGCAGAUGGGGUGGGUCUUGUAACCGCUCUCAGAGUGUUGUGCCACAUUGCCUGCCCUCCAACCACUGUGCCAGGUCAGCAGAAAGACUUGAAGUGGAACCAGGCCAUCAUAGCUCUCUUCAGUGCAGAGGGCAUGGACACUUUUAUUAAAGUCCUCCAGAAGCUUACAUUGCUGCUGCUGCCAUGGCGACUACAUGGUCCAAUGGGCCCCACAGCGCAGCGACUCAUGAUGCUGUCAGUGGCCUCCUGCUCGCUGAGACUCAUCCGAGCCAUGCUGACAGAGCUGCUGUGCGGGGGAACCUGUGAGUUCCGUGACGUGCGUGUGCCCUCCGUCUGUGUCGCCCUUCACAAGAUCCUCUGCUCCACCCCGACAACCGGUCGCCUGGAUGCAGAGGAGCUGCGUAUCCAGGGAGACGUGACAGAGAUAAUGUUAACAUUCACACAUGCAAUUAGCGAGCAGAUGACGGGUUCAGAGGAGACCGUGGCCGGAAACAGCUGGUCUCUGAUGCUGAGGGAAGUGCUGAACUCUACACUGGCUGCUCCAGAGAACAUCUACAGCAGCCUUAGUCUGCUGUCAGAACUGCUUCCUCUACCACUGCCCAUGCAGACCACUCAGGCACUAUCUGUGCAAGACAUCGGGGUUGCGAUGAACACGCGAAAGUUGUGGAGUGUGCACUUACACGCUCAGGCUCGAGUAUUACAGGAAGUGCUGAGGUGUGUGUGUGUCAACAGCUGUCCGCCGCUACUCUCCAUGUUCCGCCGUGUGUGUGUACAGCUCUGUGAUCUUGCUGCACCCACUGCGACUCUGGUGAUGAGGACAUUGUUGGAGCAGCUGCAGGAGGAAAUGCAACAGGAGGCAGCUGGCUCACGCUUGAUGAGGUUACUAGCUCUCCUCGACUCACUGGCAUCUCAGCGGGCUUGCAAAUCAGCCAUGUUGGCUCUAACUAAUGCAGAGCCUGAAGCUGAGCCCACUCUACCUGCACCAGAACCCCUUCAGACACAGUUCAACCACAGGACGGUUUUUGUUCUCUCGGAUGUCCUGGAUGAGCAGUUGAAGGCCCUGUGGUUCUCUCCAUUCCAGUCAGAUGAGAUGGAGACAGAAGUUGACAUGGUGAAAGUUGACCUAGUUGCACUGGCCCAGCAGUGUUGUCCAGACUUAAACCUAAAGGCAGAAUUAGAACGUUCGUUCCUCAGCGAACCCACUUCCCCAGGACACAGCAAACCAUCCAAAGGCUUCCGACUGGGAAAACACAAACAUGAGACCUUCAUCACAUCCAGUGGGAAUUCAGAUUAUGUGGAGCCUGCGAAACGAGCUCAUUUCAUGGCGGCCCCUCGGGGUCGGGGUCGUGGUGCGUUUGGCCAGCUCUCUCGACCACAUGACAUUUUCCGCCAGCGCAAGCAGAACACCAGUCGACCUCCUUCCAUGCAUGUAGAUGAUUUCCUUGCUGCAGAGUUCAAGGAGGUGGGUCAACCCACUGGCCUGGCCCUGCCCAAACGCCCACCAAAAGGAGGAGGAGCCAAGCCACCAACUAGAGGCUUGUUUACUGGAGGAACCAGAGGGAGGGGCUUCCAGAACCACGCCCGCUUCUUCACUCCACCAGCCCCCAAGAGUGUUCUGCUUGCUGGUAACUACCCUCGUCGUGAGGGUGGUCGUGGAUCCACUUGGAGCACUCCAGUGUCCGCUGACACUCACAGAGGGACUUACAGUGAACCUCGUGGAGGGCAAAGCAACUUCACUCGACCGUUACCAUCCAGACAGCCACCUACAGGUGCUUACCGAUUGGCUCCUCGGGACAGAGCCACCAGAGGCAGAGGGAUGGGCCUGUCCUGGCUGAGUGGUGGUGUUAGUGUAGGAGGAGGUGGAGUAAGUGGCGGUGGUCGUGGUCAAGGGAAGUUCAACAGCGGCGGAGGCGGACGGGGCAGACACGUCCGCUCAUUCACUCGCUAAACGCUGCCUUGAGCAAAGCAGACUCAGCCGUCAGGCUCUAAAGGACCAAUCAGGAUGUGGAUCUGCUGUAUCUGUUGCAACCAUUGGCUGAUAUUAUGUAUAUCAUUGUCAUGUUUUGUGUUUCUCUCCU